Hippocampus comes (tiger tail seahorse) is the source of this 1743-nucleotide messenger RNA. It is a transcript of the gene gpr184, whose product is annotated as G protein-coupled receptor 184. Gene Ontology annotation, biological process: negative regulation of G2/M transition of mitotic cell cycle; G1/S transition of mitotic cell cycle; G protein-coupled receptor signaling pathway. Gene Ontology annotation, cellular component: membrane. Gene Ontology annotation, molecular function: G protein-coupled receptor activity. Lineage: Eukaryota; Metazoa; Chordata; Actinopteri; Syngnathiformes; Syngnathidae. The transcript is spliced from 2 exons. The record is from RefSeq and is a predicted model, not a curated record. The coding region runs from base 543 to 1649 and encodes 368 amino acids.
UAAAGGCCACUUUCAGUGCUUGUUCAACUCGGGUAAACACAAUUUGAGCAUAACUCGUAUAAACGGAGCAUAUCUUGACUAUAACAUAAACCCGAAAUUAACCCUAACUCAUGCAUGACCUAACAUUACAUUCCAUGAUCAGCGGAAGACAGACGUAGUUGGACAAUCAUCAUUUCAUCGCUGGGUGACAUCAUCAAUGAGGUCACUAUUCAGACACGACACUGGAUGAAAUUUUUUUUUGUAUAAAUGCACAAGCGAUAGGAUUGUUCCAUUUUUGCCAAGAGGAGUAGUUUUGAAUCCUCCUUUCAAACAAUUGUAAUUCUGCUGAUGUCCAAGGCAUGCACGAGUUCACAUACGAGUACUGCCCUCAGAAUAAUUCUACACACAUUUCCUUGGUGCGGGUGACGAUUAAGGUUUGUUUCCCAUGUGGUGAUUAGCACACUUGAGCCCACUCUCGGGCAGUAAGAGCACUCCUGGGCCGCCACUCAAGAGGGCGACCGCCAUUGUCGAAUGGCUUCCGGCUUGCUUUUUGUGUAUCCUCGAUGCGCUGCCACUUUUUGUUCUUAUGCCUUCAGCGCCUUCUCCAGAUGUGCUUCAAUCAAAAGGAAAUGAGCGGAAUCCAUACUAAGCGGCCGGCGAUCAUGAACGCGACCGGUACAGAAAUCCGGACGGCAGUGUGCGUCAAGAUUGGUGACAGCAUCAUUAGCGACCUCCUGAUGAGCGUCUACAUCCUGGCCUUUAUCUUCGGCUUGAUCUUCAACAUCCUCACCCUGGGCCCCAUUUUGCAACAAGUGCGCAGGCAAAACGUCCUGGGCAUCUUCUUGCUCAGCCUGUUGCUCUCCGACAUCCUUUUCAUCUUUACCAUGCCCCUCUGGAUCAACUACUACCGCCAGGACCAUCACUGGCAACUGGGCGUCAUGUCGUGCAGCGUGGCCGGCUUCUUCUACUACUCCAACAUGUACAUCAGCAUCUACCUGCUGUGCUGCAUCUCGGUGGACCGCUGCCUGGUGGUCACGUACCCCUUGCGCUCCAAAACCCACCGGACGUCGUGCUACGCCUGGGCGCAGUGCGUCAGCAUCUACGCGGUGGUCACAGUGCUGCACGUCAUGGUGCUGUUCAACGACAACCUCCAAGACGCCCACGACGGCCGAGACGACCGCUGUUACGAGACCUACCCCAUGGAGAAACCCGUGGCCCUGUUCAACCUGCUCCGGGUGGGCGUCGGCUUCUUGCUCCCCCUGCUGGUGCUGGCCGUCAGCUACUGGAGGGUGCUGGCGACGGUGGGCCAGAGUCCGGGCCUGAGCGCCCAGGUCAAGCGAAAGGUGCGCCUGCUGUCUUUCGGGGUGAUCGGGAUCUUCUCCGUUUGCUUCGCGCCGUACCACAUCCUGCUGCUCACGCGCUCGCUCAUCUUCUACACGCGGCCGCUCGAGAGCUACUGCGAGUUUGAGCAGUGGGUGCACUUCGCCUUCUCGUGUACGCUCGCCUUGUCCAGCCUGAACUGCGUGGUGGACCCCGUGCUCUACGUGCUGGUCAGCAAUGGAAUUCGGGAGGAUGUGAAAGUGUGCUGCAAAAGGAACAAAACCACGCAGACGAACGAGCGCGCACCUUCCAGACACAACACGGCAAAGUUGAAUAAUCAGAUAAUAUGAACGUCCUCUUUGAUAUUCUUCUCACUCGGUUCUCCAGUAUGAGACAAUCAGAUCCGUUGAGAGUGACGCAUUGCCAUAUUUGUGCAACCCCCUC